Molecule: messenger RNA, 450 nt
Organism: Trichomonas vaginalis G3
Lineage: Eukaryota; Parabasalia; Trichomonadida; Trichomonadidae
Exons: 1
Coding region: 1-450 (149 amino acids)
Source: RefSeq, a predicted model, not a curated record
AUGGAGUACAUGGGAAGCAAUAUAACAUACAACAAAGACAUAUACAGUGAGUUUAAGUACUACUGUGAACAGCAUGAGAUUGAAGUAAUGAGUAAAGGAGACUUUGAAACGCUUAUGAAAGACAGUGAGGAGGUCAUACAUGAGAACAGUGUUGAAAUAGUUCAUGAGAACAGUGAGGAGGUCAUAUAUGAAUGCAAUGAUGAAAUAGUUCACGAUGUCGUUCGUGAAGAAGCCAUUGCAACAAAGAAUGAGAUAAAGGAUUUCAUAGAACUUAACAAGGAGGAGUUUAAAGAAGGCUAUGAAGUGAAAAGAUGUGAAGAAGAUUUCUUGGCGUAUUUGAAGAAAAAGAGACUAAAGCCAAUGGCUCAAAAUAAGUUUCAAUCGAUGUUUGAAAAGAAACGUUUGAGCUAUGGUGGUGUAAGAAGCACAUAUUACUUUGUUAAGAAGUGA